AGUGUGCAGCUGAUGUGGAGUGUGCCCAGAGCCUUUCCUUUCGAAAUGGAGACCAGACCUUGUAGUUGACGUUUAAUCCGCUCCUUUUAACUCUUCGUGUUUCUCUAGGGUAUCCCAAUUAUUUUAGUAUCCCUUUACAUUCUUUCAUCAUUUUACUCGGAGUUACAAGGACUCACCAUGAAGAUCAUCGUGGGGAUCGGAGGCGUAACCAAUGGUGGAAAGACAACACUCACCAACAAACUGAUUAACUCUUUGCCAAACUGCUGUGUGGUACACCAGGAUGGUUUUUUCAAGCCCCAAGACAAGAUAGAAGUUGAAGAUGGAUUUAAGCAAUAUGACGUUAUCACAGCAUUAGAUAUGGAAGCUAUGAUGAGUACAAUUGAUGGCUGGCAGAAAGAUCCUGCUAAGUUUGAACGCUCACAUGGUAUCAACAAUGAAUUAGACUCCGAGGCACCACAAGAUGCAGAGAAGCGUGAAAGUCUUCAUAUUCUUAUUGUAGAAGGAUUUCUCCUUUACACCUACAAACCACUUAUUGAUCUGUUCACCAAAUGUUAUUUUCUUUCUGUACCCUAUGAUGAAUGCAAGAGGAGAAGGAGCUCAAGAAACUACACCGUUCCAGAUCCACCGGGACUGUUUGAUGGCCAUGUUUGGCCUAUGUACAUAAAGCACAAGAACAUAAUGGAAGAAUUAACAGUUAAUGUUGAGCAACUGGAUGGGACAAAUACCAGAGAAGAGUUGUUCAACAGAGUGUAUGGAGACAUACUGGAUCUUAUAAACAGCAAGGAAUGACUGAGAGGAACGCGUGGCCUUUGACUGUUGAUGCCUUUUGGAUUUUAACUUAUCCGCUGAUUUUCUAUUUUUCCAUAUAAAGAUUGUCUUUUUGGUCUGACUUCUUAAGAAGCUACUCUUCCAUGAAUAAGCCGCAUUUAAAUAAACCAUGUCAGUGGAAGCUAAAA
Molecule: messenger RNA, 956 nt
Organism: Xenopus laevis (African clawed frog)
Lineage: Eukaryota; Metazoa; Chordata; Amphibia; Anura; Pipidae
Gene: nmrk2.S
Product: nicotinamide riboside kinase 2 S homeolog
Biological process (GO): pyridine-containing compound metabolic process
Cellular component (GO): cytosol
Molecular function (GO): nicotinate riboside kinase activity; ribosylnicotinamide kinase activity
Source: RefSeq, marked provisional